AUGCCAAAACUAUCCGAGAAUUAUUUUCUUAGAAAAUACUAUUUAGAGACAAAUCAAGUUCCAACUCAAACAACGAUGAAAGAGAGAAUGUCGGCGCCAUUGGCACACGUUUAUUUUAAAUCAAUGCCUCCUAAAAUUAAGGUCCUCGCCGGCCUUGAACCGCCUAUGAAAGGCGGUGGAAGCGACUGGUACAUACCACCAGAUGAUUUACUGAAAGGCAGAGCCGUUAUGAAACCGUUGAAAAAAAAGUUCCUUUCAAAAUUAGGCUUCGAUGGUAUAGACUUUUUUGGGCAACAGAUACUAGAAAAUCAUCAGAGGCAAAUGGAAGAAGAAAAAGAAAGAAUGCUAUUAGAAAACGAUAAUAAUUGGAAACUAAGUAUAGAGAAAAAUUGUAGACAGAAAUUUGAGGAUGCUUCAAGAGAACAUGCUAGACAAAAUACUACAAAAAUACAGAAUGCCUUCCAAGAGUUCACAUCUUUGUACAUGACAUCCGUUACAAGAAUUGAACAAAUGAUAAUGGAAGCAUCAGCGAAACAAAUAAGAUGUGGUCAAGAAGAAACUUUUAAUAAAAUGUCUUCUAAGUUACAGAGUCUCGUUAAGCAUCAAGCUACUAUGUUAUACGACGAAUAUACAGAAAAGCUAAUGAAUGAAAAGGCAAGAUUAAAAGACGAUUUUAUAAACAAAGUGGAAUGUGCAAGAACAAUGAUGGGAGAUAAGCUUCAUGAUAUUAAUGUUGAAAAAACAUCUUGCCAUAGAAAAGUUGAGGAUUGUCUUAGAGUGCCAGAAUUUAGCAUGUCAAGUAUAUGUGUCACUGAAGGAACGUGA
Messenger RNA from Danaus chrysippus (African queen), 825 nucleotides. Lineage: Eukaryota; Metazoa; Arthropoda; Insecta; Lepidoptera; Nymphalidae. The record is from the annotation of a GenBank genome assembly.